Messenger RNA from Microthlaspi erraticum, 477 nucleotides. NCBI's taxonomy places the organism in Eukaryota, Viridiplantae, Streptophyta, Magnoliopsida, Brassicales, Brassicaceae. The record is from the annotation of a GenBank genome assembly.
AUGUCGACAAUUGUCAAGCAUUUGAGCAGAAGAAGGUUUUGUACGAAGACUAUACCCAUUGUCGACACUCUAGUCAUGGUGAGGGCACUUGAGGAGAAGAAGUUCCCUUCAGAACAAGCAGAAGCACUCACAGAAACACUCAGUUGUGGACUGAAGACAGGCAUGGAGAGAAUCAAGGAGGAACUUGUCAAAUCGCAGGAGAGUCUAGUUGCAAAAGGUUUGGCUAAAUUUAGAGACGAGAUUCAAAAGAUGCAAACUGAGAUUGGUGCGAUGCAAGUGGAAACGAGGCGUAAGCAUAAUGAAGGCAUACACAAACUUGAGCAGAUGGUUAUCGAAAUUCCAUCUGAUGCUAUGAAAGAGUUUCAACAGUUGAAAGCGGAUUUCGAAGCAACCAAGUACAUCGGAGUUAAUUAUGCUAUUAUCACUCUCGCCGUCACUGCGGCUACUGGACUUGGCCUUUUUUGUCUGAUGUGGUAG